Molecule: messenger RNA, 2740 nt
Organism: Guyanagaster necrorhizus
Lineage: Eukaryota; Fungi; Basidiomycota; Agaricomycetes; Agaricales; Physalacriaceae
Product: DUF323 domain-containing protein
Exons: 12
Coding region: 50-2656 (868 amino acids)
Source: RefSeq, a predicted model, not a curated record
CUCUUUAUAUAAAGCUCACACUGUUUUACCUAUUUCUUCAUUCCCUAUUAUGCCAUCUAGCAAGAUCGUCAAUGUCCACAGUCAGGCCGCCAAUGUACAGGCCAUUCGGCAGGCCGUCGUCGAUGGCCUUGACCGACCUGCAGGGCAAAAGCAGCUGCCUACCCUGCUCCUGUACGACGAACGUGGGUUGAGACUCUACGACGACAUUACCACCAAAGUUCCCGAGUACUACCUCUUUGCCGCCGAGGAGGAGAUCCUGAAGACCAAGGCGGAUGAUAUUGUCCGUAUCAUGCAUGGCGGUGGCGGUGGUGACAUCCGACCUGACGAAGCCGUCCUCGAGCUCGGGUCUGGUGCAUUGCGUAAAACGUCUCAUAUUCUGCGAGGACUCGCCAAAUUGGUCCAAGACGGAUGUCCACCGGCUAGCCGUCCACCCAUCACGUACUAUGCUCUGGAUCUCGAAGAGCGUGAAUUGGAGCGUACACUUGGAGAAAUUGCCGAGUCCGAUGUAGGGAUGCUUCUUCAAGGGAAAGUGGAGACCAAAGGCAUGUGGGGCACAUAUGAUAAUGGUCUUAAAUAUGUCGAGGCUGGCGGGCUGAGGUCCUUCCCUUCCCAUACUUCCGUUAUGGACAGCCGUUUCUCUCCAGACUUGAAGCUUGACGCCAGAGACAUUUCACCCAACUCGUCUGUUUCCUAUGAUUCAUCCGCAACGGACUAUAUGCACUCAGACUCCCCGCCCUCUACACCCGAUGACACUCAGCCGCCCUUGCAUUUGCUGUUUCUUGGUUCGUCCUUGGGAAACUUUUCGCGUCGUGCGGGCACGGACUUUCUGCGAUCUCUUCCGUUGCGUCCCGGUUCAGGAGAUACGCUUCUCCUGGGUCUGGAUCAUGACAAUUCCAAGCAAGUUAUCGAAGAGGCGUAUAAUGACCGGAUGGGCUAUACCAGGAAAUUCAUCAUGAAUGGUUUGCGAAGAGCGGGAAAGGUGUUAGGAAAUGAGCACAUGUUUGAUCACGGAAAGUGGUCCUACGUGAAUAAUUACAACGAAUCGGAACGUCGACACGAGGCGUUUUUUAAAUGUACAGUUGAACACACUGUAUCCGAUCCCGCGACUACCGCAGAAUUCCUCUUUUUGAAAGAUGAAUUAGUCAAGAUCGAAGAGUCGUUCAAGUUUUCUGACCGGGAUGCCUAUACAUUGUUCAUUGAAAGUAAUCUCCGCCCCAUCCAACGGUGGUCCGACAGUCCUUUACGGUACUCCCUAUGGCUUUUGGAACGACCUUCAUUCAUAUUCCCCUUGUUGAGUUCUCCUGGCUCUGAGGCAACUUCCAUCGGCAGGAAGCAAUGUUCAACUCCUUUUGGUGUACCGUCUCCCCAGGAUUGGCAAUAUCUAUGGCAGUCAUGGGAUGUUAUUACGCGCAAAAUGAUCCCUCCUUCUAUGCUAUAUCAAAAGCCAAUUGACUUGCGACACAUCUGUUUAUUCUACCUGGGGCAUAUACCCACUUUUCUUGAUAUCCAUCUAUCUAGGCUCCUAGAGGAGCCCCAUACUGAGCCUGAUGGUUUCAAGUACAUAUUUGAGCGCGGAAUUGAUCCCAUCGUUGAUGAUCCGUCUGUAUGCCAUCCUCAUUCGCAAGUUCCUACCGAAGACAAGGAUUGGCCCACCCUGAACUCCAUACUUCUCUUCCAGGAUCGUGUCAGGGCAAGGUUGUUGAGUCUGUACCAAGAUGUCGAAGCGGGCAAGCAAGUUUUAACCAGAAAAAUGGGACGGGUCUUGUUCAUGACUUAUGAACAUGAAGCCUUACAUGCAGAGACACUACUCUAUAUGCUAUUGCAGCGUGCCGGAACUGGCACGCUCCCUCCUCCCGGCUUUGCAGCGCCUGACUGGGAGUCUCUGUCAGAGAAAUGGGCUGCCGAGUCCAAGCCCUCCUCCCCUACCAUCACGCUUGGCCCUGCUACGGUUACCCUAGGUCACGAUGAUGUGGAAGCAGAAGAUGCUCAAGCGAGUGAUGUAGCGACCCAUGAGUACGGCUGGGAUAACGAACACCCGAAACGGCAAGUACACGUUAACGAGUUCCGGAUCGAAUGGCGGCCCGUAACCAACGGCGAGUUUUAUGAAUUUUACAUGUCAGGACAUGGAAAGGACGUUCAGGUGCCCGCCAGUUGGGUGCAAGUCGCUGGGGCUAUGCAGGUUCGCACGUUGUAUGGUCCCGUUCCGAUGAACGUGGCAUACAGCUGGCCUGUGAUUGCGUCGUACAAGGACCUGUCGAGAUACGCUCUUGUCAAAGGCGGCCGCUUACCCACUGAGCCUGAACUUCGUCUAUUUUACGAUAAAUUUGAGGCAGGCUACGAAGGCGGCGCGAAUGUCGGUUUCCGGAAUUGGCAUCCCAUCCCGGCUACUACUGGAGGGGAAAGAGAUGGUGGUCGGGGCAGCAAUGGCGGCGUUUGGGAAUGGACCUCAACUCUAUUUGAAAAAUACGACGGAUUUGUUCCGUCUGCUCUCUACCCGGGGUACUCUAUGGAUUUCUUUGACGGAGCUCAUCAGGUUGUGUUGGGCGGUUCGUACGCUACCAUCCCAAGAAUAGCAUCGCGUCGAUCCGUUAGGAAUUGGUAUCAGCGUAAUUAUCCCUAUCCUUGGGUCGGUGGGCGUGUCGUGUAUGAAUUAUGAAAGCUGUGAGCAGUCAAAGUCAUCAAAGUCAAUGUACUACAGUUGUACCGUCUUUCAAUUCUAUGGAAAAGUGAAUAUUUGGCC